This is a messenger RNA of Rubroshorea leprosula, 2001 nucleotides long. NCBI's taxonomy places the organism in Eukaryota, Viridiplantae, Streptophyta, Magnoliopsida, Malvales, Dipterocarpaceae. The record is from the annotation of a GenBank genome assembly.
GCUCCGUCAGUCUAUCUCUGUGUCGACCGGAAUGGCUUUCAAUCUGUUCGUAAUAUCGCUGCUUCUUUUUCCAUUUCCAGCUUCAAAAUCGCAAGAACAGAUUAUUAAGUAAUCAAGGGAAUUGAGAUGGCUUUCUUCUCCGGAAUCUACCGGUACCGGAAAAUUCAAUCCCUAUCAGCUCAAUCGAAUCUUUACGGCAACUCUUUGAGCUCCAUUUUCUUGUAUCCGUAUCUUGGAACUCAGUGGUUCAGUACUGACAGUGACUCGGCCACUCGGAUGGAUUUUCCGGGAGAGAACGCAUACCGAAUCUUAGAAGUUGCAGAGACCAGCUCAUUCCAGGAAAUCAAAGCGUCGUUUCGGAAAUUAGCCAAAGAAACUCAUCCAGACCUCGCUCAAUUCAAGAGCGAUUCCUCUGCAUCGAAACGUUUCGUCCAAAUCCUCGCUGCUUAUGAGAUCCUUUCAGAUUCCAAGAAGAGGGCCCAUUAUGAUAGGUAUCUGCUAUCCCAGAGACAAUUUUUGCAGCAGCAUUCUGGACAGGGUCCAAUUUUGUACACAUACGAAUCCGAUACAAGCAUGAAUAAGCAGAUGGAAGUUGUUGAAUGGUUAAAAUGGUAUAGAUUGGCUAUAAAUAAUAUAGUGUCUGAGAGGAAAGCAGUGGUUGGAACUGGCUAUUUUGAUGUUCUUGAAGCUGAUUUUUAUGCAGCCAUAAAUGCAGCAUACUAUGGACCAGAAAUUGAGUCCAUGGACCUUCUUCCUGAUCGAUUUGAAGCUGAGGAGAGGUCUGUGUAUGAAAAUCCAGAAGUCCUGCACUUGGUUUCAGGGCGCAAUCUUUUUGGAAUGGUAUGCCUAGUUAAUGGGAUUCCUAAGUUACCAUAUGCCUGCCAUGAAAAAUUGGCUUCCUUUUCAUCUGUUGGUUCAUUUAUGCAUCAGUCUACUAAGAAUGCAAGUAUUUGCACAGAAUCUGGCAAAGAAAAUAGUAUUGGAAUUUCUGAGAUGCAAAUCCAAGAUACUGAAAAUGAUGCAUCUGAUGCAUAUAAAGAUUUGGAAUUGCAUGUAUGUGGAAGAGUCAUUGCUAUGGCCAUUAGAGUGCCUCCUAAAAGCUCUUAUGGUGGGAUACAUGACGAGGAUGCCCAAGAUCAUAUACAUGUUUUUCUUGCUUCUAAUGGUGAAUCUGUGUACAACAGUAAAGGAUUUUCUGGGGAUUGUUUCCCUGAUGUUGCAGUUGGAUCUAGAAUUCUACUGGGAACAAUAACUGGACUUGGGACCAGCCCAGAAGAGGGGUCAUGUUUUGUUUAUGAUAGCAAUGGUACAAAAACCCAUGUGAUAAUGAAGCACAGGACACUGCUGGUGAAGCACAUGCAUUGGUAUCCUGUGGGAGAGAAAGUUUCUGUUUGUGAGUGUAGAUGCUGUAGAGCCCGGUUACCACCUAGCAAAUUUUGGUUAUUUGAACCGCGCUGCAGCACGCAUGACAUAGGGGGGUGGUAUAUUGAAACAUUUGGCAAAGAUAAGAAAGGCCGGACAGUUCCAUCCCAGAGGUAUUGGGAUGGUUUUGAUGCAAACAAGCAAUUUGAUGAGAGACUACAUCCAGCUAUGUAUUUGCUUGCCCUUGCUUAUAGAACUCUUGAUAUUGAAGAUGCAAAAAGAAAGAAAAAGACCAUCAGAGACAUCAUUGAAGGAAGCCUGUUCAGAAUUUUCAGUUGGUGCAAGAAACUUGCUUGAGAGGAACGCCCUUUAGGGCUGGCAGACACUGUGACUACAUCUCUUUGACAAGCUUUUAAGCUUUUAAGUAUUGUUUGUUCCAAUCUGUCUUGUUCCCAGUGCUCUAGUUGGUUGUCUUUAGGAUUAGGCCAGGCAUUCGAGGAGGGAUGAUAAUCCUUGUAUUUUGAAUUCGAAUAUAGAGGCCAACAGCUUUUUCAAGGGAGAAGAGAAAUUUGUUGACUGUUUAUAGGCUGCUAGUCUUGUGGGAGUGUUGAGUGGGGAUAUUAAAGGUAUAUAUUAGGA